Molecule: messenger RNA, 2316 nt
Organism: Staurois parvus
Lineage: Eukaryota; Metazoa; Chordata; Amphibia; Anura; Ranidae
Source: the annotation of a GenBank genome assembly
AUGAGAAAAGACUCUGUAAUAUCAAAUAUUGCAAAAGAUCUUGGAUUAGAAAUUAUUAAUCUGUCAUCUAGAAAACUGCAGCUUGUGUCCCAUGUUUCAGAAAAAUACUUUUAUGUGGAUCUAGGUAAUGGUAAUCUGUUUGUAAAGAACAGGAUAGACAGAGAGAUGCUGUGUGGGAAAGCAACUAUCUGCUCCAUAACAUUUGAUGCAAUGGUUGAAAAUCCCUUGUAUUUCUUCAAUAUCAAUAUAGAAAUUCAGGACAUAAAUGAUAAUGAUCCAAUGUUUUUUCAUGAUACUAUUACUGUAGAAAUUAUUGAAUUUACUCUACCAGGUGCUAGAUUUGCUUUACAAAAUGCAGAAGAUCCAGAUAUUGGUAUUAAUUCAGUACAAACAUACCAGCUUGGUGAUAACCAAUAUUUCACUUUGUCUGAAAAAACAAGACCAGAUGGAAGUAAAUUUCCAGAACUUGUAUUAGAGAAAUCUUUAGAUCGAGAGACACAAAAUAGUCAUGAAUUAAUUCUUACAGCUUUAGAUGGGGGAAGCCCACUUAGGUCUGGGACAUCCCUAAUUAAAAUAAUUAUUACAGAUGCAAAUGAUAAUGUUCCAAUAUUUUCUCAAGAAUUGUAUAAAGUCAGUGUCAAUGAAAAUACUUCUAUGAAUUUAACUUUAAUCAAGGUAGAGGCAACAGACAAAGAUGAAGGCACCAAUGCACAGAUCACAUAUUCAUUUAGUAAAAGCUCAGAAAGCAUUCAUCAUACAGGUAUGUUUAGCAUCAACUCUACAAAUGGAGAAAUUAUAACAAACAGAAAUUUUGAUUUUGAGAAGAUAAAGAAUUAUGAAUUAUCCAUACAAGCCAAAGAUGGAGGAGGACUUGUCGCCUAUGCCAAGGUAUUAAUUGAAGUUGUAGAUAAUAAUGAUAAUGCUCCUGAGAUUAUCAUUACCUCAUUAUCUUCUUCUAUUCCUGAGGAAUCUGAACCUGGAACAGUGAUUGCUGUUGUAAGGGUCCUUGAUCAAGAUUCUGGGGAAAAUGGGGAAAUUGACUGCCAAAUUACAGAGAAGGUACCUUUUGAGUUAAUUCUGUCAUCUAACAGAUUCUAUAAGAUUGUUACUACAAAAAUCAUGGAUAGAGAGAAAAUAUCUAACUACAACAUAACUAUUGUAGCUACUGACAGAGGCUCUCCCCCACUUUCCAAUAGAAGAACCAUCAUAUUAGAGAUAUCAGAUACUAAUGACAAUCCACCAGUGUUUAUGAAAUCCACUUAUGUUGCUUAUGUAUCAGAAAACAACUUACCUGGUGCCUCAAUAUACAGUGUAAAGGCUUCAGAUCCUGAUGCUGGUGACAACGCUAAAAUUAUGUAUUCAAUUUGUAAUGCAAAUACAGAAGGUCUCCCAGUUACCAACUAUUUGUCUAUUAAUAUAGAAACUGGAGUUCUCUAUGCUCAGAGGUCAUUUAAUUAUGAACAAAACAAAGAGUUUCUAUUACAAGUAACUGCUAGAGACAAUGGAUCACCUUCUCUAAGUAGCAAUAUCACAUUGAUUAUCCGAAUUGUAGAUCAAAAUGACAAUGCACCAAAAAUCCUAUACCCUUCACCAGAAAAUGGCUUAGCUAUGUUUGAGAUGGUCCCUUUGUCCUCUGAACCUGGAUCUUUAAUAACAAAAGUUGUUGCAGUGGAUGAAGAUUCUGGGCAUAAUGCUUGGCUGUCUUAUCAUUUUAUACAAGUCUCAGAACCAUUUUACUUUAUCAUUAAUGAACAUACUGGAGAAAUCAGGACAACACGGAUCCUUCAAGGAAAGGAUAUACUGAAUCAUAAAGCUGUGGUGAUGGUAAAAGACAAUGGAGUCCCUGCUCUUUCAGCAACUACCACCUUAAGUUUUGUUAUUGCAGACAGUUUUCAGCAGGUGGUUCCUAAGAUUAACAGCCAUACUCAUGAUGGAAAUUCUGAUUCAAAUCUGCAGCUAUACUUAUUGGUUGCCUUAGCACUAAUAUCCUUCUUUUUUAUCAUAACUAUUAUGGUGUUUCUCAUAGCAAAAUGCAGAGCUUCGAAAUCCUCAACAACUUCUUUUAGUACAAGUUUGUAUCCUCCCAUGGAUCCAAGAGUGCUCUCCAUGUAUAGUGAUGGAACAUUAUCACUCCCUUACCCAUAUAACUUCUGUGUGACUUUGGAUUCAGCAGACAAUGAUUUUACUUAUGUUCCACCAAAUCAAAACGUCCCUGUGGAAAAUUUAAUUGAUACUGAUGAGUCAGGAUGUGGAAAAGAAAAUGGAAAGGAACCAUUGACUGCCAAUAGUGCUAACCAGGUGAGUCAUCCAUCAUAA